AUCAUAGAGGAGGCUGAUGUCUAUGGGCAUAUUCCUGUCUAUGGGCAUUUCCACUAGAUUUUUGUAGCAGGACAAUUGGCCGCUGUUCAUUUAAAAUGGGAGAUUCCGAGGGCGAGUUCAGUUUUCUGCCAGUUUCAGAGAUCAAAAGGGAAGUGUCUGUAAAAGAAGAAAUUCAAGACGAGUUUCUCGACGAUGAUGAGUUAAGUGGAAUCAAGACAGAAUCGAUUGAAAACUCUGCUGAGACAAAAUGCGGUAGUAUUUUAGUGUCACCUGGGCGGACUUUCAUUUUCGUAUGCGAGAUGUGUGGUGAUCGCUUCCCUGAUAUGGAUACCUUUGGUAACCACUUGGUGCAGACCCAUUUGAACUAUGACGCCCGCAAUGAAACUACAUUUAAGGAGGAUAUAGACUUGGAUGCUACAGAGUCGUGUAAUGCUGAAAGUGUAAAGGAAGGCGGUGCAACUACGUCGGGUGUUGUCCAAAGUGCAAGGAAGAAAAGAGACGCGUACGCAGUUAUAUCAAGGCAGCAGAAAGAACUUUUUAUAAAGUUAAUUCAAGACGGUCAUACCAUCAAAGCCGCCGCGCAAAUUUCCAAUCUAAACGCUCAUACUGGCUACAGUGUAUAUCGAAAUUAUAUAUCUCAAAAGUCCACGUUGGUAUUCAAAAAAAGAGGCGGUUCUCGGCUGCACAAGCUGACCCCUGAGGUUCUUGCCACUGUUGAAGAAAUCAGUGAAAGGAACACGGGUCUAUCAUUAAAAGAAAUCAAAGAACAACUUGCACUACGCAACAUGCAUUUGUCUAUUUCUUCAAUUCAGCGAGGACUAUCGUUGUUGAAGAUAACUUUGAAGCGAGCCCCCAUUAAGCUGAAUCGGAUGAACUCUGAGUUCGCUUUACAACAACGAAGACAGUUUGCAAUUGACUUUGAGACUUGGGUCCCCCAAAAUCGAGCGAAACUGAUUUUUGUAGAUGAAGCAGAUUUCAAUCUCCAUUUACCGGGGAUGCGUACCCGAUCCCGGCUUGACAUGACUACCGUUGAUAAUGCACGAAUAGUUCGUGAUCGCAAUAUAGCCCUUAUUCUCGCUAUGAAUAAUCAGCAAGUGGUGCAUACCUCUGUCAUUGCUGAUGGAAAUUGCAAUAGCAAUUUAUUUUGCGAUUUUCUCAAUGCUCUUUGUGGGAAACUUAACGCAAUGGAACUUUACAACUCGAUUCUGGUUAUGAAUGACACAGCCUUUUACAGGGCCCAAGAUGUACGCGAGGCUGUAGAAUCGUUUUCUCACACUAUCAAGUACCUGCCUCCAGAUUCGCCGAUGUUGAACCCGACUGAGCACGCUUUUUACAAAAUAAAGGCAUCAGCCAGAAGGAUUUUGGAGGAGGAGACUGCCGAAUAUGAUGUUGUGGAUGUAAUAAGUUGUAGUGCCAACAAUAUAGAUGCUACCGAUUGCUCCAGCUUCGUCGCCGAUGUGAUGCUGGAAUUACAAACUGUGCACGGUAAAUGAAACUCUCACUUAGCUUCUGUUCUCAUUCUUGGCAAUAAAUGUCGCUAUCUGGCAGUAUUAUGACUAUGUAAGUGUAAUUAUGUAAAUAUAUUAA
This is a messenger RNA of Hermetia illucens (black soldier fly), 1587 nucleotides long. RefSeq lists its product as uncharacterized. The transcript has 2 exons. The record is from RefSeq and is a predicted model, not a curated record. Gene Ontology annotation, molecular function: nucleic acid binding. NCBI's taxonomy places the organism in Eukaryota, Metazoa, Arthropoda, Insecta, Diptera, Stratiomyidae. Bases 96 to 1493 code for a protein of 465 amino acids.